UGUGAUUGCACGCGGGGCGCUGGCGACGUUGGGUCGAGUGAUGGCCAUCUUGCUUUCGACAUGCUUAGCCUCACCGAUCUCUUCGCGGAGCACAAACAGCUCCUUGUGGGCUUUGCCUUGGCGUUCGUGAUCGUGCUGUACUUGGCCACGCCCAAGAAGCACGCCGGGAAGAACUUGCCGCCUGUGCUUCCGUACUGGAUUCCGUUUGUCGGGUCGUUCCUGCCGUUUGCAAAGGACCCGAUUCAAAUGGUGCUCGACGGGUACAGACUCAAGGGUCCUUGCUACACGGCCAAGAUGUUCGGCCAAGACUUGACCUUCCUCAUCGGUCCCGAGGCGCAUGAAGCGUUCUAUAAGCCGAACGACGACUACCUGAGCCAGGCCGAAGUAUAUCAGCUUAUGACGCCUGUGUUUGGUCCUGGCUUGGUCUACGAUGCUCCUCCCAAACGCCGAGCCCAGCAAAUGCAGUUCAUGGCGAAUGGUCUCCGCGUCUCCCGCAUGAAGAAGUAUGUCGACAAGAUCCGCUUCGAAGCCGAAACGUACUUUGGCGAGUUCCCGAACGACUCGACCAUCAAUUUGAAGAAAACGUUCGCUGAACUCGCGAUCCUCACGGCGAGCCGUGCGUUGCUGGGCGACGAAGUCCGCGAGCACUUGUUCAAGGAAGUCAGCAGCUUGUACUGCGACUUGGACGGCGGUACCACUGCUUUUAGCUUCUUCUUCCCGUAUGCCCCGACCCCCGCCCAUCAACGCCGCGAUGCCGCCCGCACCAAGAUGAUGCAGCUUUUCGCUGGUGUGAUCAAGGCCCGUCGUGAGUCUGGCAAGCGCGCGGACGAUAUCUUGGACACGUUUAUGAACUCCGAGUACAAAGACACCCCCGGCGUAAACAUUCCCGACGAUCACAUCGUGGGGCUACUAAUUGCGCUUCUCUUCGCCGGCCAGCACACGAGCUCGCUUACGUUGACGUGGGCCGUGAUCGAGUUGACGCUGCUACAGCCUGGCAUGAUUGACAAGAUCUUGGAAGAGCAAAAGCAAGUCCUCGGCGACGCCGGUAACGACGGACUCACGUUUGACAACUUGAACAACAUGCCUGUGCUGCAUGCAUGCAUCAAGGAAACGCUUCGGUUGACGCCGCCAUUGAUUUUCCUCAUGCGCAAAGUGAUGAAGGACAUCACGUGCGGCGAGUACACGAUCCCGGCAGGCCACAUUGUGUUUUCGUCGCCGGCGGCGGCCAACCGCCUCUCCGACUUUUGGUCGAACCCCGACUCGUAUGACCCGAUGCGGUUCCUGGACGGCCGCAACGAAGAAGACCGUGCCCCGUACACGAACGUGAGCUUUGGCGGCGGCAUGCACGGGUGCAUGGGCCAGCAGUACGCGUACAUUCAAAUCAAGAUCAUCUUGAGCAUCUUUUUUCGCCAAUUCAACGUCGAAGUGCUCGACAAGAAGUUCCCUAAGCAAGAUUUCACGGCGCUGGUGGUGCCCCCCAUGGGCGACACCCUUGCGCGUGUCACGAGAAAGUAGGUAGUUUGUAUCGAGCCCAACACAAAUCGAUCGAUCAUGUCGG
Molecule: messenger RNA, 1558 nt
Organism: Aphanomyces invadans
Lineage: Eukaryota; Oomycota; Saprolegniomycetes; Saprolegniales; Verrucalvaceae
Exons: 4
Coding region: 61-1515 (484 amino acids)
Molecular function (GO): oxidoreductase activity, acting on paired donors, with incorporation or reduction of molecular oxygen; heme binding; monooxygenase activity
Source: RefSeq, a predicted model, not a curated record